UAUUAGGACACGAACCGUUUGCAUGGGAAAUGUUCAAGGUGACACACAAGAAAAAAGACGGGUCAAUGGUUGAUUCCACAUCAAAAGAAAUAGUGGACAAAAUUCAAUCUUUAGUAACCCAAAGAGCUGAGGAAGAACCUUCUCAAGCUAUUGAUGAAAAUGAAAUUUUUUCUGAAGUAAUGGGAAGAGAAAGACAUGGACGUGUUCGUGGGUAUGGAUUCGGACCAACUCCUUCUUCUGUCCUUGGAAAGAUUCCAUCUCGUCAUGAGCUUGUUACAGAACUAGAACAAAUGCGACAACAUAAUAAUGGUUUGAAAAAUGAAAUGCAACUUUUGAAAGAGAAAAAUGAAGCGUUGUCGACAGAAUUGGACCAAGUCAAAGAAAGGCAAUCAAUUUUUGAAGCUUUUAUGGAAGAUGUUAGGGCAGGAAGGAUUAGAAAUAACAAUUGACUAGACUUAAUUGUUUGAUGUCUUUUUUUGAUGACAAUGUGAUUGUAAAUUGCUAGAUAUCUUUUUUUGAUGACAAUGUAAAUGUAAAGUGCU
Diospyros lotus (date-plum) is the source of this 542-nucleotide messenger RNA. RefSeq lists its product as uncharacterized. The record is from RefSeq and is a predicted model, not a curated record. The transcript is spliced from 2 exons. Bases 30 to 449 code for a protein of 139 amino acids. NCBI's taxonomy places the organism in Eukaryota, Viridiplantae, Streptophyta, Magnoliopsida, Ericales, Ebenaceae.